Molecule: messenger RNA, 7743 nt
Organism: Candidozyma pseudohaemuli
Lineage: Eukaryota; Fungi; Ascomycota; Pichiomycetes; Serinales; Metschnikowiaceae
Product: ubiquitin-conjugating enzyme E2 4
Exons: 4
Coding region: 1-7743 (2580 amino acids)
Biological process (GO): regulation of transcription by RNA polymerase II
Cellular component (GO): SAGA complex; SLIK (SAGA-like) complex
Molecular function (GO): protein heterodimerization activity; structural molecule activity
Source: RefSeq, a predicted model, not a curated record
AUGUCUUUAAAGCGUAUUAACAAGGAGUUGCUCGACUUGGGAAGAGACCCCCCAUCUUCAUGCUCCGCUGGUCCAGUCGGCGAUGAUUUGUAUCAUUGGCAAGCAUCUAUCAUGGGUCCUCCAGACUCCCCAUAUGCUGGAGGUGUGUUCUUCCUUUCGAUUCACUUCCCCACUGACUACCCAUUUAAGCCUCCAAAGAUCAACUUCACCACCAAGAUCUACCACCCUAACAUCAACGCAACUGGUUCUAUCUGUCUAGAUAUUUUGAAGGAUCAGUGGUCUCCUGCCCUUACCAUCUCUAAGGUGCUUUUGUCCAUUUGCUCCUUGUUGACUGACGCCAACCCCGAUGACCCAUUGGUCCCUGAGAUUGCUCACGUUUACAAGUCUGACAGACCUAAGUAUGAGGCCACUGCUAGAGAGUGGACCAAGAACGAAUAUCAGUUCGUGAUUGUCUCGCAUAUCCUCAAACAAGACAACUUCGAGCUCUGGACGCAAUUUCUUGAGGGUAACUGUGUUUUACAUAUCACAAAGUCUGACCAGAAAGGUUCGGAUGAUGAAGAUUCGGUCGAGGACGGUACUAGGCCCAUGAUCAAUCUUGCUUUCCACAUGAGAUACAUUCUCUGGGAGAAGGCCAUCGAUUACUUUUACGAGGACAGUCUAAAGGGCACUGACCAUUCACUCAAAAGCCAGAGAGACGAGUCUGGUACUACGUAUGACUUGAUCGACGGUCUAGAUGAGGUUCCGGUUCAAGGCGGUCAGCAAGUGGAAAACGAAUCUGCUGCCUCAAAGCCUGUGAGAGAGGAAGAAGAAGACUACGACGAUGACGACGACGAUGACGAUGAUGAAGACAAAAAUAAUGGCCAAGCCAAGCAGGAUGAACAGGACAAGAUUGAGAAUGGACAGCUUCAGUACGAAGACGGACAUGUCAAGGUGGAAAUCCUGUCAAGCGAAUUUGUCACUAAGUCAACGCCACCCCCAGAGCCAAAUAACACAGAUCUCGAAGAUGCUUCGACAGAGGGAGCUGAGUUCCCCGCUAAUGCUCCAACAAUGAAUCUCGAAGACCAAGAAGCACUUGUGAAAGAAUUCAACAAGGUGUAUCACAAUUUUGAAUACGACAAAGAAACCCUCAUCAAGCGCAGGAAGCUUGAGAAAUCGGACAUGCAAAUAGAAUCUCAGAAGCCUGCUGGUGACGACCCCACAAACCAGAUACCGAUCAAUUUGGGUUCUGCGUCACAUUCGCUACAACAUCUUUUGGGUGUUAUUCAGGAUCGCCGUGAUGAUGUGAGUUUGACCGACCAUGAUCUUAAAAAGUUAUUCAUGGAUGUGCGUAAAAACAGGGGCAAAUGGGCUAAUGACGAACGCAUUGGACAAGAGGAGUUAUAUGAGGCUUGUGAAAAAGUUCUUCAAGACCUUCGUGGAUACACUGAACAUUCUACACCUUUCCUUAAUAAGGUUUCUAAAAGAGAAGCGCCCAACUAUGGUCUUAUUAUCAAAAAACCAAUGGAUUUGAAUACAGUUAUGAAAAAGCUCAAAAACCUUUCCUACAAUUCAAAGCAGGAGUUUGUGGACGACUUGAUGCUUAUAUGGAACAACUGUUUGACCUACAACGCAGACCCUAAACAUUAUCUCCGGGCACAUGCAAUCGCCAUGCAGAAGAGAACUCAGAAACAUAUUCCAACAAUACCUGACAUCACGAUAAGGAAUAGGUCGGAGGUAGAAAAAGAGGAGGAUCUCGAUUCUGAAGCGAAGGCUUCUACGCCAGCUUUAAAGGGCGGUAAGAAAGCUUCAAAAAAGGGGAGAAAAAGAAAGCGGGAAGAAAUCAUCAAAUCUGAGGAGGUCGAGGGUGUGAGUGACGCCCAGCUGUCAGAUAUUCCCUCCAAUCUGGAAACCCCGGCUCCGGUAUCGCAGCCAACCCCAACUGAAAAUGGGAAUAGCAUAAUGGAGGACAAUCCCGCGGAGGAAGAAGAAGAAGAAGCGGCUGAAGAAGCUGAUACCGAUAUACGCGAGAACGAAAACGAGGACGAACAAGAUCCAGAGCUUCAAUCAUGGAGGACACUAACGGCAAAGUCACGGGCUAACUAUUGUGCUUCUCGUGCUGCCCUUUUUGACAUUGAUGGGAAGCUUAAGCUUGAUGCUGAAGCCAUUCUUCGAGAAUCGAACAAAAUGAAAAAUUUUAAUCAAUUCCUAGACAACAAGGAAGUGGUUUCGAAGACAAAUAAACUUCUCGACAAUGACGAGCCUUAUCUUCUCGAAUACGAUGUUGCUGGAGGCAUUCCUGGAAUCAAAUACCCUGGCAUUGAUGACCAAGACCAGGACAGACUAGAAAAUGAAAUGGUUGAGCUGCUUUUACUGAAGGGCGAAGCUGAUAACCUUUCCUCGGGAUUGACCCUUCCAUUGGAAUCUGGUCUCAACGGCCUUUACCGUGGCAACAUCACAGAAAUUCAAGAGAUUCGAAAAAUUUGUUUCAAAAUCUCCUUGAUUCGGCAGAUGCAAACUCAGCAAUACAUGCACCGUACUCAGAUGCGUCAGCCAGAGAUAGAAUAUAUCAAGGAGGUCGAUGUUGACCCAGUUUCCAAAUUGCCGAAUCACAAUCUAGAUUCCCACGAUGUACAAUACGCUUCUCUUAGAAGAGGUGUCGCCAAAAUCGCAAUGCACACUGGGUUUGAGACAACUGAGCCUUUGGCUAUUAAUACUUUAACUCAAAUCGCUGAACGGUACAUGCUGAAUCUUGCGAAAUCAGUCAAAAUGCACUGCGAAUCCUCGUCGACGAACCAGUUGAGUGACAAGGCCAUUAUUCUCCUCAGUUUGCUCGAGAACGGUGUCGAAAGACCUGAUGAUCUAUACACAUUCGUCGUCGAAAAAGCAGUGAAACAAAAAGCCAAGCUCAAGGACUUGAGGCAGAAGCUUUCAGGAUUUGUGAAGGAGUUGUUGAGACCAAGUUUGCAAAAUCUUAGUGAACAGAACUUCGAAAAUAACAGCGAGCAAUUCAUGACUGGAGACUUUGCAAAUGAAAUAGGCGAUGAUUUCCUUGGUCUCAAGGAGCUUGGUUUGGAUAAGGAGUUCAACAUGUUGAGUUCCUCUAUUCCUACUUACUUGUUGCACUCUCGUUUGCAAAGCUCCCUUUCGAACACGGAUCAGGUCAAUAAGAGUACUAAGUAUGAGGAUUUGAAGGACUGGGUGCAGCCGAAGUUGACUCAAGCCGACGUCCCCAGCCAAGUCGGCGUUUUGCAGCCAUUCUACGAAGGGUUGGUGCAGAAGAGCGAAACGUUCCUCAUCAAGCAGCAGAAGAGAAAGGGCGAAAGCUCCGAGCUUCCACCACCCACAAAAUUAUACCUCAUCGAAGACGAGGAAUUACCACAAAAACAGAGAAACAUCCGUCCGCGUCUUCCACCUACUGGCAAGAUAUCGUCAGUCAAGAAAAAGCUACUCUCUCAAGCUUUCUUUUUGCCAGAUGAGAGUGUUUCGAUUGAGGGCGGAAAUGAGUCCUUCAGUGUCGAAAACGGUCUAGGAUUCGACGCUACUAUGAAGAUUCGUCCAGGUGACGGCCGUAGCAAGAAAAUCAAAAAUAACAUUCUCAAGAGAGAUGUGUUCGGAAGGACAGUGCUUCAUGCCACUGUACUCUGCGAUCAACCUGACUUGAUGAAUCAGGUGUUACGUUCACCGGAGGCAAAACUGAUAAUCUUGGCUACUGACUGUGAAAAUGGAUGGAACGUGCUUCAUUAUAUUCUAUACCACAAGCGGUUCCGUUGCCUUGCUGUACUCCAACAGUACUUGGACAGAACGCUGGUGGGCAACUCUUCGACACUUCACGAGCUAUUGAAGAAGAAGGACAGAUGUGGUAUCCCACCCCUUUUCUUGUUGCGAAACGAUAUCAAAGAUUUUGUGUGGAUUCCAACUUACAUCAAUGAACAUAACGAGUACCACUUGCAGUAUAGGUACCCAGAGCAUAACAGUGAAGAUGUUAACACUCAGAGAAUGAGACGUUCUUGGCAACUAGAUCACAUAAUGUGGAGUCCAAAGCGAGGUGCUUCAGAUAUGUACGUUAUGGGAUCUAAUGUGAACCAUUCUCUCGGCGUUGGCGAUUCCACCGACAGAUCUCUCCCUGUUAAGGUCCCGCAUAAAACUUUCCAACCCUCACAUUCAGAUAUUCAACUGUUCCUUAGAAAGCCACGCUAUCGUGACUUGAGAAUAUCAAAAUAUCAUUCUCUUGCUUUAACUACAGAUGGCCGUCUAUUCACUUGUGGGUUGGCGUCCAAAGGAAGGCUCGGCGUCGGGCAUUCAAAAAACAGCUUUUGUUUCUCGCAUGUGAGCCUUUUUGAAGAAGAAGACAGGUUAGUUUCUCAAGUUGCCGUAUCGACAGGUCACAACUUAGCGUUGACCACUUCUAACGAGGUUUACGGUUGGGGUCUGAACGAGUAUAACCAAUUGGGCUUUACGUCUUCCGAUAGCCAGCAGUAUAGAACGGGUUCGACCCGAGAAUUUCAGAAUGUGCCUCUUCUAAUUACCACUGGAGAGCUCCGAAAGAAUACAAACCCGAUAAUUGGCAUUGCUGCAAGCAAAAUCCACUCUGUGGCAUAUACCGAUGAUACAAUUUUUAUGUGGGGACUCAACAUUGGCCAGAUGGGAUUAGAGGCUGUUGGUGAGGAUGAUUACAGUCUCAACUUGCAUGGCACUAUAGUCAAGGGAAAAGUGAUUGAGCAGCCUAAAUCGGUGGCUUUCAAAGAAAAGGUACAACUUAUCGCCACCUGCGAGAAAUGCACUUGUAUUGUGACAGAUACCAACGAUCUCUUUGUUUUUUAUCAGCAUCACCGGUACAAACUCCAGAAACUUCCAACAAGAUCGGAGUUCGAUAAGUUCGACACAUAUAAGCCGUCGAGGUUGACGGUGGCUCCUAAGAUCCGGAAGAUUGCUAUGAAGUCUCCAGAGAAUGUAUUUCUUCUUCUCGAAAGUGGCGACGUGAUGUCUUUCGCAAUUCCGGCUAAGUUUGAUAUGAAGGCGGCUCGGAAUAUCAAGUUCCAAUACAUUUGGCGAGCAUUCGAUUCCAAUCUUCGAGCAGUUGAUAUCGAUAAUUCUUACGACGGAUCAAUUGUUCUUUGCACGAGAGAUGGUUCUGUCUUUACCAAGUUCACGUCAUCCUCGCAGUCUCAACGUCGCCCAUCGCUAACCUCCAAGACACCAUCGUUGGCGAUGACAUCCAAGAACAAGUUUCGGAAACUAGAAGGUGUUAACAGGGUUGUUAAGGUAAGCUGUGACGAUCAGUUUGUUUCAUUUGGCUUCAUGAGAGAUGAAACCGAUAUGCUACCUCUAAAGCUUCAAAAAAAUGAUUUUAAAAUGGACUUGAACUACUUGAGUGUUUUGAGUGAAGCUGACUCAUACCGCAAACAGGAUCAACUUCUUGACACAGAUCAUGACAUGAAUUGCUAUGUAUCUGAUUUCAUAUACCCGUCAUGUCCACGCAAAAGAAAUGAUGAACUCCAGUUCUUGGCCAGAUCUGAUGAUCACGAGGACGAUGAAAGCCUUGAAAAGGUGGGAACAAGCGACAGGCUUUAUCAAGGCUUUCUCCAGCACCAUAAUUAUUCUUCCCGGAAAAAGAUUCCAUCCGCAAGCCUGUACCAGGCUCCUGACAUCGACGAAAUUUCUAGGCUCAAUGAUGUACUUUCAUUAGAAACCGCAUUUAAUUCACUAGUGAAAGUGCAAGCCUCUUUUAACAAAUUUCAUGACGCCACGAUUGAAUUCCAGAGUUUGCCAAACAUUCGUUUGAAAUUCCAUUCCAACAUCUUGGCAUGCCGCUCGGAUUUCUUCGAAAGGCUCAUGUCUCAGGAAAACGGCGAGGAAUUCUUAGCUCAUGGCUUCAAAGGCAGCUAUGAUGUGACGAGACGACUGUUGACAUUCGAAUCUGAUGUCGAUGUUCGAGCCGCCGUGGUGUUUUUGCACUUCAUCUACACGAACAGUGUUUUGCGUUUCUGGGAUGGUUUUCCAUUGGGGUCAAAAUGCCCUCCGUCUGUGAAGAGAUCGAAAGAUCAUUUCGCAAUAUUGAUGGCGAUUUUUCAAAUGGACUCGCACUAUGGGAAAGAGGAGAAUUUCAUUGAGCUGUUCCAACGCUGUAUCAACCACGGACGUGGGGACUUGACGAUAAUUUUACUGGACGGUCAAGUGCGUUGCGAUUCUUCCAUCCUUGUAGCAAGGUCGGCUUUCUUCGAAACGUUUUUGUCAGAACGGUGGGAAACAAUCGCCAGUGAUGAUUCAGACAGCUCAUUUGAAGAAGAUCAGAAACAGGUUAACUUAGAGGGCAUCAACACAUUGCAAUUCGAGGUGAUACUACGCCAUAUAUAUGGCUGUGAUGAUCUAAGAGUAUUUGAUUGCGUAUAUGAUGUGGUUUCCUGUGAUGACGACAGCGACGAUUUCAUUAAUUUCUUGCUUGAUAUGAUAGAGAUCUCUGACGAGUUGCUUCUCAUCCAAUUGAAGCAUAUAUCUGAACUUGCUAUCAAAGACCUCAUCACAUACGAUAAUGUUCUUUUGCUACUCACCCAUUCAUCUUAUUUAUCGGCUUCAAAGUUGUUCAAGAGCUGUUGUUGGUGCAUUUUCAACAAUCUUGACAUACUCAUUUUUGAGACAGCAUUUCGAGAUCUUGACGAAGAAAUACUUGCUGCCUUAGAGAAGGAGAUGAGGUUUUUACAAUUGAUGAAACAGAAUGACUUUGUUGUUGGAGAUCUCGGAGAAGUUAACCUCAACUUGAUCAGAUCAUUGAAUGGUCCAUUAGUCGAUACCGAUUCGUUGUCAGACUUUUCAAACGCUUUUAAUGAUGUAUUUUUGACGGAUGAUCUGGCUUUCAAACCAAUUUUUGAUCAAUCACCCGAACCUCUUGGAGCGGAGGAGAAGAAACGCAGAUCCUCUUCGAGAAAGCUUUCGAGAAGGAGUAGUACUUUCGAACUCCCCAAAGAGCUUCAAAAUUUGAACAUCGGCAAGUCCUCGAGGAAAAUAAGCGACUCGGCAAUUGCUGAUGACAUCACCGGUGAAGAUGACUUCGAAAUGGUGACAUCAAGAAGACGUCGCAAGUCGAAGACGGGCUCAAAUACACAUCCAGUGUCUCAAAAUGAAACGAGCGAAGUUGAUUUGAGUAGGGGCCAAGUUUUUGGGUCCCUGAAAUCAGAAAGCUCAAGUCCGCCCCCACUGGGUGCUACUCUAGGUACUGGAUGGAGCGCUCGGGACGUGUCGACCAGUCCCAUUGAAACCACCCCAUUCGGGCCCACCCUCGGUGAUAAAAUAACUGGUAACAAGUCCAAAUCCAAAAUCAAGUUUUCUGGUAUCAAACCAUCACAGAAGCAGAGAAGGAAAAUUGGUGACUUAAACGCGGAUCAGAAGGUUACAGAGGACAUUGUUGCACCCACGCUUAAAAACCCGUGGAAGGCUGUUUCUCCCCCAGCUGCUCAAAUAGAUUCUGCAAGCAACAUGCCCGUGCUUGGCAGUGCAAAUUCCGAGGCGGGUAGCAGUUCCAGCUCCAUGACUGCCAUAAUGCUCGAGGAGUCGAUGAAGAUUGAAAGACAAAAGCAAUUUGAGGUCGAAAGAAAGUCACUUCAAGAAAUUCAGCAGGAGCAGGAGUUUGCAAAAUGGUGGGAAGAAGAAUCCCGGCGUGUGCAACAAGAAAUGCGUGGACCCAAAACAUCACCCACUCCAAAUGGUAAUGGCCAAAAACACAAUCGAGGCCGUAGGCCUCGCAAUGGCAAGAAAAGUAAACCAGUGUAA